AUGGAGAUAAAUCCGUUAAGUAUAAUUCUUGUGAAAAGUGAUAGUAAAGGUGAUAGACUUUUAUUUCGAUAUCCACAUGUAGCAAAAUAUAUACGAGAUUCUAAUCAAUGUACUAAAAGAAAAAAUCCUUAUUCCCUCACUAUCACAGAAGAUUUAUUGCAGUCUUUACCUUUUCCAAUUUCUAAUAUAAGUAAUGGAAAUUUAACUGGAGUAACUGAUGAAGUAUUAUCAACGUUGUUUGCUGUUAAACCAGAAUUAUGUGAACAAAAAUUUGAAUUAAAAGUGAAUGAUGUUCGUUUUGUUGGACAUCCGACUUUAGUUCCAUCUCAUAGAAUGAAGGAAGUUAAUUCUUCGAUGCUUUUUAAUAUAGUUUUUGCUCUUCAAGCACAAGCUAGUCAUUCUAUUGUAAAAUGUUAUUAUGAUUUGAGUAGAAGAUUAGGCAUAGCUUUAAGACAUGAAGAAAAGAGGUGUGGAUUUUUAACAGAAGAAAUAAAGAUUAUGGUAUCUACUCAUGAUGAAGUUGCUACCAGAUCAGAAGGCGAAAGUGAUUGUGAUGAAUCACCAUAUGAAUUAAUAUUGCAGAGAAGUUCACUUGCACGUGAUUUAAAGUCUGUGUUCAGUAGUCUCACUACCUCUGGUAUAAUUAAUAUUAUGAUUAAUAAAUGGAUUCAAGUACGUUUCUGUCUUCCACAAAAGGUUCAUCAAUCUCACAAAAAAGGACUUAUCAUUAAUCCAGAAAUAAUAGACAGAUGUUUAAACAGUUUAAGACCUUAUCAUGGUAUAUUGUUACUUAUUGAACUGUCAGAUUUACUGGAUUCACUGCCAAUAGAUUCUUCUCCAGCACUUAAACGUCUAAUUCAAAUGUAUAGCCCUUUGAAAAGUUUACAAACUUUAGCUGCUGAUUCUGAUUUAACACUAACUCAGGUUUUUCAAUUAACUGGACACUUAAUAUACUGGGCUAAAGCUACUAUAAUUUAUCCUCUUUGCGAAAGCAAUGUUUAUGUUGUAUCGCCAGAUGCUUUCAUUACAAAUCAAUUACUAGAAGUAUUUUCUGAAGAAUUUCCAGGACUUUGCUUAUUACAAGUUCUCAGUGAUUUUUCAUUACCGACAUCCAUUAGUCAAAAAUUAAAUCCCUUGAGUCAAUCACAACAACAGACACAGUUAGUAAAAAUAAUAAUAUGGUUAUUAAAGAAUCAUUUACUUUUACAAUUACAUACAUAUGUACAAUAUAUGCCAACUGUAUAUGGUCGAGUAUCGUUGGAUACAAAAGAUGAAUUGAAUCAUAAUUUAAAUGAAAUCACAGAAAAUAGUAAUGUAUGGAACUUGAGUGAUAUUUCAAAAGGUACUACAACUGAUAUAAACGAAGAACUAACAAUGACACUUUGUAAAGAAAAUGGAAUAUAUAAUUAUCAAUCAGAAGAUUAUGAUAUUCCUUCUGAUGAUAGAAAAUUACUAGAUAGACUGUGCCGUCUUGGUUACUUUAACGGAGACCAUCAUUUAGAAGAAAUUAUGUAUUUAGAAAAUAUUCGAAGGUCUCAGUUAUUGCAAAUUUUAGAUAAAUUUCGAGACAUAUUGAUUACCUGUGAAUGUGAAGACCCUGCUAUAGCUCUUUUCUAUAGCCAGUUUGCCUCUUAA
Eufriesea mexicana is the source of this 1635-nucleotide messenger RNA. RefSeq names its product GATOR complex protein Nprl3 (gene Nprl3). The transcript has 7 exons. Gene Ontology annotation, cellular component: GATOR1 complex. Lineage: Eukaryota; Metazoa; Arthropoda; Insecta; Hymenoptera; Apidae. Gene Ontology annotation, biological process: cellular response to amino acid starvation; negative regulation of TORC1 signaling; positive regulation of autophagy. The record is from RefSeq and is a predicted model, not a curated record. The coding region runs from base 1 to 1635 and encodes 544 amino acids.